This is a messenger RNA of Vidua macroura (Pin-tailed whydah), 758 nucleotides long. It is a transcript of the gene NR2C2AP, whose product is annotated as nuclear receptor 2C2 associated protein. NCBI's taxonomy places the organism in Eukaryota, Metazoa, Chordata, Aves, Passeriformes, Viduidae. The coding region runs from base 193 to 615 and encodes 140 amino acids. The transcript has 6 exons. The record is from RefSeq and is a predicted model, not a curated record.
CUCCCUCUCCCUCUCCCUCUCCCUCUCCCUCUCCCUCUCCGCCUGUGCCACCAGCAGAGCUGCCCCGGGAAGGUCCCCGCGCCCCCGGUGCCCCCCCCAGCACCGGGAAAGGAGCGGGGAUCCCCCCGUUCCCAAGGACACACGGGGACCGGUACCGGGGGUCGUUACCGGGGACCGGUACCGGGGGCAGCGAUGCCCGUGGAGCCCCUGGUGUGUGCCCACACGGCCACGCGGGUGAGCUCCGUGCUGAACCGGGACGUGAAGCAGUUCGGGAAGCAGCACCUGUUCGAUGGCAGCGAGGAGACCUGCUGGAACUCGGACCAGGGCACAUCCCAGUGGGUCACCCUGGACUUCCCCCGCCCCGUCAAGGUCUCCCAGCUCCACAUCCAGUUCCAGGGGGGAUUUUCCAGCCGGCUGUGCACGCUGGAAGGCUGCAGAACAGGUGAGGAACUGGUGAAAAUAUCCGAGCUGUACCCCCAGGACAGCCACGCCAUGCAAAGAUUCCAGGUGGAGGAGACGGUGCUGGAUAAGCUGAAAAUCACCUUUGGGAGCAGCACGGAUUUCUUCGGGAGAGUGGUGGUUUAUCACCUGGGGGUGCUGGGGGAGAGGCUCUAGGGGGGACCCCGGGGGCUGUCCCCACCUUGGGGGCUCUGAAAACCCUCGUGAGGGGGAUCCCUGUCCCCUGAGGUGACACCGCUGUGGUGGGACACAGGUGUGGAAUGGGAUCAAUAAAAGAUAUUCCUGUUUUUUCCCUGGAA